This is a messenger RNA of Heterotrigona itama, 1073 nucleotides long. The record is from the annotation of a GenBank genome assembly. Lineage: Eukaryota; Metazoa; Arthropoda; Insecta; Hymenoptera; Apidae.
AAAAAACCACUUUCAGAGAUUUUGCCACGUUCAUGCAUCUGUGUAAAGCUUCGAUCGGCACCGGCAUACUUUUCCUGCCGAAUGGCUUCCGAAGAGCUGGCUACGUAAUGUCAGUGAUCUGCGGCGUUGUUAUUGGCCUAUUGUGCACUCACACUGUGGUAGAAUUGGUACGAUCAGCUCAGAUACUCUGCAGACGCAAUCGCAUACCGAUGCUGGAUUUCGCGGGAACGGCGGAGGUCUCCUUUCAGAACGGUCCACCGGAGCUUCGAAAGUACGGGAAAACGUUUGGCAUCACGAUCAACGUGAUCGUCUGUUUCGUCCAUUUCCAGGCCAGCGUGAUAUACAUCCUUUACGUGGCCACUUCGUUUCAGCAAGUGAUUGAAUUUUCUUUCGGCAUGAGAAUGGACACGCGGAUCUACAUACUGGCGUUGUCACCGUUCGUCUGUCUGUUGGGUCUCGUCCGGAACUUGCGAUGGCUGGCGCCAUUCUCCGUGAUCGGUGCACUCCUCAUGUUCGUUGGCAUUUUCGUCACUUUGUACUAUCUGCUCGAGGACAUACCCGAUCCCGCGAGACUAGAAGCGUUCACGUACGUGUUGCCGGUGCCGAUGUACUGCAGCCUGUUCCUCUACGCUCUUCAUAGCGUGACCUUGUGCCUGCCGCUGGAGAACUCGAUGAGGAAGCCGCAACACCUGCCGCGGCUGAUAACGUGCAGCAUGCUGCUCAAUACCUGCAUGUACAUCGCCUUUGGCUUCCUCGGCUACAACAAGUACACGAAGAACACCUGCGACACGGUAAUUAAGAAUUUACCGCUAGAGAAAACGUAAGUGGUCCUUUUCCGUCAAAUGAUCCUGCCAGCCUUUAACCCUUUCGGUACGAGGGUUAUCCGUCGUACCGAAAGGGUUAAAACUCACCCUUUCCCGUUUUUAACGUUAACGUUUAACGUUGUACGUCGGUCGUACGGUGGACUGUUACGAAGGAAAUUCGAUCUGAUCAGAACAGAAGAGACAGACAGUCGCGCAAGGCCAUUUUACCAGGAUUUUUACCAUUUUUACCAUUUACCAUUUUUACCAUUU